Oncorhynchus mykiss (rainbow trout) is the source of this 5582-nucleotide messenger RNA. RefSeq names its product butyrophilin subfamily 1 member A1. Gene Ontology annotation, cellular component: external side of plasma membrane. NCBI's taxonomy places the organism in Eukaryota, Metazoa, Chordata, Actinopteri, Salmoniformes, Salmonidae. Gene Ontology annotation, biological process: T cell receptor signaling pathway; regulation of cytokine production. Gene Ontology annotation, molecular function: signaling receptor binding. The record is from RefSeq and is a predicted model, not a curated record.
ACACUCAAAGACCAAACGGCGUUCCAUAUCUAUCUUGGUUUAGUUCUGAAAGUCUACAGUACAUUUGAACAAAUUCGAAAGUGAAAGUACACUGCGACCAAUAGGCACAGCACAUUUAUUGUUCUACGGUCUUGUCGGGUGAAGAUCAGAGAUUUUACGCACGACAUGCCACCUUGCGUUAUUGAAAAAGACAGCUCGAGGGCCCUGUAUACAGUAAGUAGACCUUCGCUUUUAAAGGUUAUGUGGUUGUACAUAUUGGCAGUUUGGGGUGUAUCUCUCUCCACUGCCACUUCUGAAAUGUUCACGUGUUCGGUACCCGAGGAUCCGGUCUCGGCACGGUUGGGACAUGUUGCCACCAUGCCAUGCUGGCUCACCCCUUCCAUGAACGCAGAGGGCCUGGAGGUGCGUUGGUACCGGCCCAAAGAUUUCGACAACCCGGUCUUGCACUACAGAGAGAGGAAGAUCCAGGAAGCAUCACAGCAGUCCCAAUACGUGGGCCGCAGCUCCCUGGGGCUCCGGGAGGUUACUUCAGAAGGGCUGAAGGGAGGGGAUGUGACCUUGAAGCUGGUUAAUGUCACUCUGAGAGACCAAGGGGAGUAUGUGUGUUACGUCAGCAGUAACCAGGACUAUGAGACUGCCAGUGUCUUUCUCAAUGUGACUGUGAUGGGCACCCCUCCUCUCCUCUCAGCGGUCAGAACAGAUGCUGACUCUGUGAAUGUGAGCUGUGUUUCCCAUGGAUGGAAGCCAAGGCCCAGGCUACAGUGGUCAGAUGGGAGGCAGACUCUGAAACCUGAGAAGCUGGACUACAGCAGUGGUGCCCAUGGUCUGGUGUCUGCCCACAGCUGGGUCCUCUCUUCCUCCUCCAGUGCUCCCUGGGUAUCCUGUUCUCUGGUUCUGUCUGAAGGAGAGGAGUUGGAGGGAAGAGUGGACCUACGGAACGUUCCGGCUGUACCAGAGACUUCAUCAGGACUGAAAACAGCUGUCAUCAUUUUAGCUCUACUUCUGCUCCUGUCCGUUGUCUUCGUCGGUGUGCUCUACAAAAAGACAGGAAACAAAUCAACACGUGUGAUUACAGGAGAUAUAGUGGAUAUCGAGACUAUGAGACAACCUGAAGAUUUAGUCGAUAUGGAGACUAUGAGACAAGCUGGAGUGGAUGUCACAUUGGAUCCCAAGACAGCUCCUCCUUAUCUGACAGUUGGUUCAACUGGUAAAAUUGUGAGAGACAGUAAAGAUAAUCCAUGUCCUCCGGGUGAGCAUGCUUGUAUACUUGGAACACGUGGUUUUACCUCGGGCAGCAAUGCUUACUGGGAGGUUGGACUGCAUAAUGAGCAGGUAGGCGGUAAAAAAUCCUGGUGGGUUGGACUGGCAAGUGGGCCUGUUAAAAGACAUGGUGAUGUACCAGCCACACCUUCCAAUGGUUUCUGGUUCCUGUCCUCAGACAAAGAGAAAGGCUUACGGCUUAAUAUGGCCCCCGACAUCCUACUUCCUGCCAAUCCUAGACCUCAGAUACUAGGGGUGUAUUUUGACUAUGACCAAGGAGUACUCUCUUUUAUCAACGUAAAAGACAAUAAACUGAUUGUCACUGUGAGAGCUAUGUUCAUUGGGGAGGUGUUUCCUCUUUUUAACCCAGGUCAAGGUGACACAGCCCCUAUGACGAUAUUAGAUGUCAGCCACUAUAAAACAGAACCUGUAGAAGUGUCUGUUUCUGAAAGAGAGAGUAAAGUCGCUCCACCUGCUGAAGAGGCUGAGACUGAUGCCCUUCUAGCUUCCAACCAAAGUCGCAAUCGUCAGACUUCUGAAUCCAAAGACUGCCUUUAAAUGUCUGUAACACGAUGAAAACUACAGCACUAUAUUUUAACACAUUGUUGUAUGUAUCUAGUGCACUUCAUAUUAGGGUGUGUACCGUAGUAUUCUGCACUGGUCCAAUUCAUCAUCAUCUCCUUGCUCUUCUCCUUUGUCUGCAGUGCAAUUGGAUUUGAUUUGACUAACGUGGAAACAUAUGAUUGGUGAAAGCAGUGUAGUAGGUGGAUGUAGUGGGAUGGAUGGAUGGAUAUAUAUUGUAGAUUUAUGGAUGUAGUAGGUAGAUGUAGUAGGUAGAUUGAUGGAUGUGGUUGAUGUAGUGGAUGGAUGGAUGUAGUAGAGAUAUAGUAGAUGGAUGUAGUAGUAGAUGGAUGUAGUGGCUGGAUGGAUGUAGUAGCGAUAUAGUAGAUGGAUGUAGUGUAUUUAUGGCUGUAGUAGCGAUAUAGUAGAUGGAUGGAUGUAGUAGAUGGCUGGAUAUAGUGGAUGGAUGUAGUAGAUGGAUGUAGUGGAUUGAUGGAUGUACCGUAGUAGAGAGAUGUAGUUGAUGGCUGGAUAUAGUGGAUGGAUGUGGUAAUUUGAUGGAUGUACCGUAGUAGAGCGAUGUAGUUGAUGGAUGGAUGUAGUAGAUGGAUGUCUACAUGGUGUUUGGUUUGACCAUCCCCUGUUUUUCACAGCAGUGCAGAACAGGAGACGGAAAGAGAAGCUCCUUGCAAUAUAGCCGCUUUCUAUAGUGCUCACCAUUAUUAUUUUAAUGGUAGAGCCAUCUGGUGACAUUUCAUUUGAAACCGUAGGAUUUUUCCCUGUUACAGUUUGCAAUAUAGAGCAACGUACUGCUCACUAGAAAAUAUCAGAUUAGACUGACUGGAAUAUGUGCAUUUGAAAGCAAAAAAAUCCUACUGGGAAAAAUCAUUUUCAACAGCCAACUGGAAAACUUGGCCAUCUUUCUAGAGCUCCAUCUUUCCGACUUGAAGUUCAUUGACUUAAUGAUUUGACCUCGUUUUUUUCCCCCCAAGUUCCCAGUUAUCUUGAAAACAACAUGACCACCACAUGCAGGUACCAUCAGUUCAGGAAAAUAAAAAGCAAAUUAUUUCAAUUUAUGCUCAGCUGUGCGUCGCAAGUGCUACACCAACUGAUCUAUUUUGUCAAUCAAAGCUUGAGAUUUGAAAUGUAAUAUUGUCUGAGAGGAACAAUUAUUGGCAGUCUAGGGCCGUAGCCAAUAUCCUCUGAUAAUGUAUUAGGCCUCCUGAAAAAAAUCUAAUUCCUAACAGAACUGUUUUUAUAAUUUUAAUGUAAAAAUCUCCAAAUCAUGUUUAAAAUAAAAAAAAUCUGAAAAGUUGAUCUCGGCAUGCAAUAUGUUUUCUGGUUGUGGGAGUCUCACCUGGCCCAAUACACUAUUUGGUGUUUUGACCAAUCAGACCAGGUCUGAAAAGAUCUGAUGAGAAAAUAUCUGAUGUAAUUGGUCGAAAUACCAAUUAGUGGGAAAAAAAUAUGAAUUACUGAGGAUAAUAGGCCACUCCUAUUUGCCAUAUCUGUAUACCAUCUAUUGCCUCUUGCAUCUAUGCCGUUCGAUCAUUGCUCAUCCAUAUGUGUACAUAUUCUUAUUCCAUUUAUUUACUUAGAUUUGUGUGUAUUAGGUAGUUGUUGUGGAAUUGUCUUGGCCAGGUCGCAGUUGUAAAUGAGAACUUGUUCUCAACUGGCCUACCUGGUUAAAUAAAGGUGAAAUAAAAAAUAUAUAUUAAAAAAAUUAAGUGUUCACACUGUGAGAAAUUUUACAACAUGUCACAAUCAAAUCAAAUCAAAUUGUAUUUGUCACAUGCGCCGAAUACAACAGGUGUAAACCUUACAGUGAAAUUCUUACUUACAAGCCCUUAACCAACAAUGCAGUUUUAAGAAAAAUACCCCCCAAAUACAAUAAAUAUAAGUAAAAAAGAAUUAAGAACAGCAGUAAAUAACAAUAGUGAGGCUAUCUAUAUACAGGGGGUACCGGUACAGAGUCAAUGUGAGGGGGCACCGGUUAGUCGAGAUAAUUGAGGUAAUUCUAUACAUGUAGGUAGUGUUAUUAAAGUGACUUAUGCAUAGAUAAUAACAGAGAGUAGCAUGGGGGUAGAAGCCUCUUGAACCUAGACUUGGCGCUCCGGUACCACUUGCCGUGCGGUAGCAAAGUCAACAGUCUAUGACAAUUUUUAGGGCCUUCCUUUGACACCGCCUGGUUGUAACUGACAGUUAGACUUACAGGUUAUGUCGUUGUCUUUUGUUUGAAUUGUUUUACGUGUCCGCUGUGCGGGAGAAAUGAUAAUACAAGCGGAACUACGUAGCUAAUACUGUUGUAACGGGGAUCCAUAUUGCAGCGACACACUUUUGGAGGGAAGGCAAUCCUGUGCUGCGUUAGCUAAGUUUUCAUGUCAUCGGGUGUAGUUCAUAAAGGUUGAAGGGUGUAUGUUAGGAUGAAGUGUGAAUUCAUGCCAGGAAUAAUAAGUGUGAAGUUUGGUUUCCUCCCUUCUGUAAUAAGUAGCCAAUGAGGUAUUUUUCCUUUACUCACGUGUUUAAUCUGAACCCGUUAUAACGCCGGUUAAACUGUUAUGUAUGUAGGCACUUCAGAGUUAUACCAAGCUAAUAAAUCACUCGUAAGAUAAGGAGGUUGUAAGAGUGGGCUUAACUGUAUUUUUCAUUUACCUUAUAGUUCUCACGGAAGGUGAUAAUUCUGACUAAAACUACAGAAUAAAACCGCCAGUUAAAAUCAAGGAACGGUUGUGCUCGUGGUUACAGAAGGGAGCUACACUGGUAUAGAGGUCCUUGAUGGCAGGAAGCUUGGCCCCAGUGAUAUACUGGGCCGUUCGCACUAUACUCUGUAGUGCCUUGCGGUCGGAGGCCGAGCAGUUGCCAUAUCAGGCAGUGAUGCAACCAUACUCUCGAUGGUGCAGCUGUAAAUCCUUUUGAGGAUCUGAGGACGCAUGCCCAAUCUUUUUAGUCUCAUGAGGGGGAAUAGGUUUUGUCGUGUCCUCUUCACGGCUGUCUUGGUGUGCUUGGACCAUGUUAGUUUGUUGGUGAUGUGGAACUUGAAGCUCUCAACCUGCUCCACUACAGCCCCGUCCAUGAGAAUGGGGGCCUGCUCGGUCCUCCUUUUCCUGUAGUCCACAAUCAUCUCCUUAGUCUUGAUCACGUUGAGGGCACCACACUGCCAGGUCUCUGACCUCCUCCCUUUAUGCUGUCUCGUCAUUGUUGGUGAUCACUGUUGUGUCAUCGGCAAACUUAAUGUUGGUGUUGGAGUCAUGCCUGGCCGUGCAGUCAUGAGUGAACAGAGGGAGUACAGGAGGGGACUGAGAACACAAUCUGAAGGUCUGGGAACAUUUUCACGUUAGGAAUAUUUUUUUACACAUUAGUUAGGAUGUUUUAAUUUUUGAUAGGGUGUUUCCAAAUAUAUAUUUUGUGAUUUUUCUUUAGUAUCGACAUCAUUUCUAAUUCCAUGUAUUAGCUGCAUUUGUAUAAUGUCAAGUCAAAUGUAACGUGUCAGUUAAGAAUGUGUUUCUCGUAAAUGUAAAAAAUAUAUAUUACAUUUUACAUUUUGAAUUUUUAUUGGUUUUAUUUUACCAGUAAUGUUGUGGUAGUGCUACUGUUUUUCCUGCAUUAUGUCAACAUAAUGUAGCAAAUACUUCAGAAUUUUUACACUUAAUAAGUUGUCUAAUUUUUUUUAUUGUUGAUUAGUAAUUAUGUACACUGUGCCAGUAUGAUAUUGUAAAUGACAAAAAAAAGGAAUAAAAAAACAAAUGGCGUCAUAAACAAAU